GCCGAAUCAGCACUAGUUAACUACUUAGUUACCUCGGUGUAUGGUUAACUCGAAUAUUUUUCGGAUAUCAUGGGUAACCAGGAUGGACCACGCCGAGCCGGAGCCCCAGUUUAAAGAUGAAGCCUGGGCAAUGAUUGGUCUCAUGGGGAGGCCUUACACCUACUAGUCGAAUCUUUGAGAAUCAUCGGGCUGUCUCAUAAACUUGACUUACCAGCCGAGCCUCUUCUCUCUUCGAUCUGACGUCCACACAGUACAGCACAUCCAGUACCCGACGAUCAGCACUCACAUUCCAUCCUUUUUUCCUGGGGACAAUGAGCCAGCAACAUCCUUUACCAACUCGAAAACAACGUAGAGCUUCUGGGAAAAGAUCAACUACAGGAUGCCGAACCUGCCGAGCUCGCCAUGUGAAAUGCGACGAAAGCCCAGGCCUGUGCAAAAACUGCACCUUAACGGGACGAAAAUGUGAUGGGUACGACCUGCACCGGCUGAAGGUCCAGAGCAAGAUGUUGCCAUGCCCGCAGAAAUUUGGAACUCAUUUUGGCUGGGUAACAACUGCAGAAGAGAGACACUUCUUUUCCUACUUCCAGCAUCAUUCUAUCCCGAGUCUCGUUGGGCUCUCGGAUUCACCUCUAUGGCAACAAUUGGUUCUCCAGAUGAGCCACGCGGAACAAGCCGCAUACCACGCAGUGAUUAUGCUGGGCGCUAUCCAUCAAGUGUCCGAGGAAAACGGAAUGCGUCUGACCGGUGCGAAUCUCUAUAGUAUGCGUCAUAGGUUCGCGCUAGAUCAAUCGUCACGGUCCUUUUCCUCAUUAAACAAACGAAGCAUAUCUCAUGAUCCUCAAUUAUAUCAAGUCCUGCUUCUGUGCUGCUUGCUUUAUAUCAUAUCUGAAAUCUUAUGGGGACACUAUGAGAGUGCAAUCAGACAUCUACAGAGUGGACUAAGGGUCUUGAAAGAAUUCAAGGCGAACCAGUCUCUAGAAACCCCCAUUGAACAAUUCCUGGUGGCUGAAUUUACCCGUCUGGAUGCCCAAGCUUGUCACUUCGGUGGUGGUAAGCCACAGCUCCAUAUAGACAUUGGCCUGGAUGAUGAACUACUCGAUUCAAGUUGUGCUGUAGCAUUCUCUACCAUUACAGAAGUGCAGGAUGUUUUAAGCCACUUGUUGAAUGCUGGCAUUCCUUUCCUUGCUCGGUGCUGGAAGCUAUCGCCACAAGAAAUUAUACAGGAAUAUGAAUCAUUAUCUUUUAAUCAGUUGAAACUCCUCUCCCGUUAUCAUGCAUUUAUGCACCAGUUUGAAAUAUUCUGCAAACACUCAUAUAUAGACCUUAAUGAAAGAGAGAAACGAAAAGCGGACCUAGUCCGAAUACAGUGCCUCUCUCAGACCCUCCCGCUUAAAAUCUGCCUUCUUCGCAGCGCUGUCCCAGAAGCUUUCAUACCGGAGUAUAUCACCUUGGUAUCGGCAGUUGAAGCCUUGAUGAACAAGCUGUCAGCCCGCCCAACUAUGACACUCGACGGAGGGGUCAUACCAGGACUUUUUAUCGUGGCCUCCAGUUGUCCAGACUACCGUGUUCGCUUGCGCGCAAUCCGGUCUCUCCUGGUUUGGCCGCAUUGCGAAGGCUGGGCAAACUCGAAUUUAGCCGCGUAUCUUACAUUGGAGUCUCUUAAAGCGGAAAUGGCAAGACAGGAUAAAAAAAACAUGCAAAAGGUGGCCGAAGUGGUCGACGACAAAGGUGACAAUUAUCUGUUGGAUACUCUCAGAUCUGUUGAGACUAUCGCGGACUGGUCCCCCGUCCGUGGCUUUAAUGUGCACCUCCCCGUCAGAAAAACUAUCGAAAAUUCAAAGUGAUUGGCUUGUUAGUAUAAGAAUUACACAAGCCUAUCUUCAAUAAAAUUCCGAUGCUGCUUCCAGCAAAGCCGUAUUAAUAGGUGGAGGGUGAGAAAGGUAAAGGGAACAGAAUCAAUAGACAUAGGCAAGCAAUUUCCAAGCAUGUUUACAUAUUUAUCUGUCGCUAGCCAAGAUAUGCCACGGUUUUCUUGUCCCGGCCCAUCUCUCCAGCCUUGGGGGUCAC
Molecule: messenger RNA, 2067 nt
Organism: Aspergillus alliaceus
Lineage: Eukaryota; Fungi; Ascomycota; Eurotiomycetes; Eurotiales; Aspergillaceae
Product: Zn(II)2Cys6 transcription factor
Exons: 3
Coding region: 312-1844 (510 amino acids)
Biological process (GO): regulation of DNA-templated transcription
Molecular function (GO): DNA-binding transcription factor activity, RNA polymerase II-specific; zinc ion binding
Source: RefSeq, a predicted model, not a curated record